Molecule: messenger RNA, 318 nt
Organism: Symbiodinium natans
Lineage: Eukaryota; Dinophyceae; Suessiales; Symbiodiniaceae
Source: the annotation of a GenBank genome assembly
AUGUACCCGAACAAGGAAGCCAGCAGGUGUUCCUUUUGCAACAGGAACUGCGCUGUUUGUGGAAGCUUCUCAGUCUGUGACCUGUGCUUCCAGGACACAGUCGACAACACGUAUGUGAUUGACGAGACAGAUGGCAGCUGCACAGAGGUCAAGAGCAGCUUCUUCAAGCAGUAUUAUUGGUGGUGCCUUUCUGGGUCGAUCUUUGGCGGGCUCGUUGCAUGCGGGUGCCUGGUGUCCAUUUGCGACUGGUUGUGUACAAAGUGCUGCUUUGGUAGUCGAAGGUUUCAGCACUUCAACUCGGAUUCUGACAUCGAUUGA